Molecule: messenger RNA, 372 nt
Organism: Botrytis fragariae
Lineage: Eukaryota; Fungi; Ascomycota; Leotiomycetes; Helotiales; Sclerotiniaceae
Exons: 1
Coding region: 1-372 (123 amino acids)
Source: RefSeq, a predicted model, not a curated record
AUGGAUCCUCCUACUGCGAUCAUUGUUUAUAACAACAUGGAAGAAGUCGGGGUACAUGAAGAAUCAUCAGAUACUUCCCAACAAAGAGAAGACACCUGGAGUAAAACUUCAACCCCCCAUCAUUCAAAAGAAAAUGAACCCACCUCAUCCUCAUUGAAAAGAUCCCCGAAUUCUUCUGUCGGCUUCCUCGGCUUGUCACUUGAAAUCCGACGUAUGAUCUAUGAUGAAUACUUCAUCGUCACCGAACCAAUCUCAUUCCAAACUGGACCGUCUCCAUCGCUUGCCUUACAUCUUGAUAAGAACUAUGGUCUCCAUACCGCACUGCUUCGUGCAAACAAAGAAAUACACAGUGAAGCCACACCAUAUCUUUAG